Schizophyllum commune H4-8 is the source of this 1197-nucleotide messenger RNA. RefSeq lists its product as uncharacterized. The coding region runs from base 175 to 1080 and encodes 301 amino acids. Lineage: Eukaryota; Fungi; Basidiomycota; Agaricomycetes; Agaricales; Schizophyllaceae. The record is from RefSeq and is a predicted model, not a curated record. The transcript has 11 exons.
CAACGAUCAUGGACUGGCUGAGCCAGAGGGGUAGAAUGCUUAGGCAGCGUCGAAUGACCCCUCCCAUCUAUGCUCCGUACUCUCACUCGCAGUCUCAGCCCACUUCUCAUCCCGCAUAAGCAGACCCCGCUUGUAUCGAACAAGUCAUUCUUCAGUACGAGUCUAUCGAGAAACAUGGCCGCUGCGCAGAAGUCAAGAUCGGUGGUGAAGAAGGUGUACGCGGUGGAGACGCCUGAGGGCGAAGGCGCGCUCGUCCGUCGCAGCAUCGGCUCGAUGAGCCUCCGCAACCUCUCCCCCUUCCUCAUGCUUGACCACUUCCACAUCUCCAAAGGAGGGUUCCCCGACCACCCCCAUCGCGGGCAGGCCACGGUCACCUACAUGCUCCAGGGGACUAGCAAUCACGAAGACUCGGCAGGACAUGCAGGAACGUUGAGGCAAGGAGGUGUCCAGUGGAUGACCGCCGGUCGUGGAAUCAUGCACGCGGAGAUGCCAGUGCUCAAGAAGGGCGAGCCCGAACCCGACGGCCUCCAACUCUGGAUCGACCUGCCCAAGCAGUACAAGAUGAUGGAACCCAACUAUCAAGAGCUAGACCCCGAAUCGAUCCCCACAGCGUACCCCGAAGGCAAGGACGGGCCAACGCAGAUCAAGGUCAUCAGCGGGAAGAGCUACGGCGUCGAAUCACCUGUGAAGCCCUACGGCGGCUGCUGGUACUUCCAUGUUAUCAUGAACAAGAAGGGCUCGUCGAUCUUCCAGGACAUCCCUGCCGGCUGGACGGCGUUCAUCUAUCUGUUCAAGGGCGCUGUGACCGUCGGCGACGAUACAACACCCAGCGAGAAGUACCACACUCUCGUGCUCGACAGCGGGAAGGACGGCGAGACCGGCGUCUCCAUCACGAGCGCCGAGGAUGGCACGGAGUUCGUCAUUGUCGCCGGCGAACCCCUCGACCAGCCCGUCGUCCAGUACGGCCCGUUCGUCAUGACCUCGCGUGAGGAGAUUCAGAAGACGUUCCUUGACUACCAAAUGGGCAUCAACGGCUUCGAGGGCGCAAGGGAGUGGAAGUCGAAGAUUGGUGGACGUUGAGCUUGGUAUUGUCUGGUGUGGAGGUCGGUAUUCGCAAGAUAUUAUACUACGACAAGUGUAUCUUUGGCCAUGGGUUCGUGUGUACCAGCACGGGCCCUUCUAAUCUAUGGAGCGUUC